GUGGAGCGGGCGAGGUCCCCCAGGCGCGGCAUUGUCUUCAUACCCACACCCGCCCCCCCUGCGGUGUUGUGUCCCGUCUCCCCCGCAUCCGAGCCCCGCGUUUCUCCUCAGGUCUCCCUCCACGACAGCGAGACAGGCGGCCUCCGCGGGCGCCUAACCCGGCGCGGCGCCGCUCAUUGGCGGCGGGAAGGGUCGCUCGUCGAUGCUGUCAGCGCGCGCCGCCGCUGCCGCCGCCGCCGGGGAAGGCCCCGCCAUGCGGGCUCCGGGGCGGGGCGGGGGAACCGGGACAGGUGCCGGGUGUGGGGCCUGGCGGGUGGCGGGGACGGGCGGCUCAGCUCCGCCAUAGCCCUGCCUCCCUCGGACAUGUCGCGCCGUCUGGCCCAGAGGCUUGUCGCGGCGGCGAGGGGCUGGCGCGGUUUCCCAGUUUGCAAGUCAUGUGGUCUCCGAAGAUUUUCCAUCCAGCCUGCCCAGCAGAAGAAGAUUCCAAACCGGUAUUUGGGGCAGCCCAGUCCCUUCACACAUCCACACCUUCUCAAACCAGGAGAGGUAACCCCAGGCUUGUCACAGGUGGAAUAUGCUCUUCGCCGACACAAACUGAUGGCAUUGAUCCAGAAAGAAGCCUGUGGCUGGGAUGGAUUGGAUCACACAGUGAUUCUCCUAUCCAACCCCACAUACUACAUGAGCAAUGACAUCCCCUACGUUUUCCACCAGGACACUAACUUCCUGUACCUCUGUGGGUUCCAGGAGCCUGACAGCAUCCUGGUGCUGCAGAGCAUUCCUGGCAAAGCACUGCCCUCCCACAAAUCCAUACUUUUUGUGCCCCGGAGGGAUCCAAACCGAGAGCUGUGGGACGGACCCAGAUCAGGCACGGAUGGGGCAAUUGCUCUCACAGGAGUAGAUGAAGCUUACACCAUCGAUGAGUUCAGGCACUUGGUGGCCAAGCUGAAAGGAGAGUCAAACAUUGUUUGGUACGACUUGACGAAACCAGUGCAUACAGAGCUGCACUCUGACUACAUGCAGGCCCUGGCUGAGAUAAAAGCUCGGAACAAAAACCACAUCCAGGGCAUCCGACAUCUAGUGCAAAACCUUCGUCUGAUCAAAUCUCCUGCAGAGAUUGAAAGGAUGAAGAUAGCUGGACGGGUGACAGCAGAGGCUUUCACAGAGACAAUGUUUGCCAGCAAAUCCCCAGUGGAUGAAGCCUUUCUGUAUGCAAAGUUUGAAUUCGAGUGCCGGGCUCGUGGUGCUGACAUCUUGGCAUACCCCCCUGUUGUUGCUGGUGGCAACAGAUCAAACACUUUGCACUAUGUGAAGAACAAUCAGCUCAUCAAGGAUGGUGAACUGGUCUUGCUAGAUGGUGGAUGUGAGUCUUCCUGCUACGUAAGUGACAUCACACGUACCUGGCCUGUCAAUGGAAGGUUCACCAAACCCCAAGCAGAACUAUACCAGGCUGUCCUGGAUAUCCAGAAGUCCUGCCUGAGCCUCUGCUCUCCAGGCAUGAGUCUAGAAAAUAUCUACAGCCUCAUGCUGAGCCUCAUUGGACAGAAGCUGAAAGAGCUGGGGAUCCUAACAAGCAGCAUCACUGAGAGCCACUUCUUCAAGGCUGUUCGAAAGUACUGCCCACAUCAUGUGGGCCAUUACUUGGGCAUGGAUGUUCAUGAUACCCCAGAUAUGUCCCGAUCGCUCCCACUCCAGCCAGGCAUGGUGAUAACAAUUGAACCAGGCAUUUACAUCCCUGAGGAUGACGUGGGUGCCCCAGAGAGGUUUCGUGGCAUUGGUGUGCGCAUUGAGGAUGAUGUUGUGAUAACAGACGAUGUGCCUCUCAUCUUGUCUGCUGACUGUCCCAAGGAGAUCUACCACAUUGAGCAGAUCUGUGGCCGCAGCUCAUGAUGCUCCUUCUCUGCUUCUUUCACCCUCCUCGGGAAAUGCAGUCCUCCAGGGAUGCUGAUCCCUGUAGCUGGCUGUAGUUAUCAAGUGAUGGAGGGUGUGGACAGUUGUUUCCAAGACUGGGGCUGGGAAGGGGAAUGCAAAAAGCUUGGAUACUGGGGGAUGAAAAACCAAAGCAGCCUUUUCUGUGUGCAUUUUCCUUCUGAUUUCAUCAGUGCUGAUGUUGAGCUGUUGUAGGACAAGGGCGUGGGAUUCAUCUCUCUGCUUUGUAGGUCCAUCUGUCCUGGUGCCCUUGGAAGGGUGAAUUUUGUCAGUGUAUUUUUGAAGAGUCAGCCCUGUGGCGAGUCUCAAGUCUUUAUAUGACUUUAAAUAUGAAUUUAAAGUAAUUAUUUAAAAUUCUGAGGGCAAGAUCACAGCUGCCUUUUGGGUUUUGCCAAGUGCAGUCAAUAACUAAUGCUCUGUGAUAGUAUUUUUGAGGCAGCUGCAAUUGUGAUUAGGGGCUAGGAGGGCUGAGGAGUAAAGAGAAGAGUUGUCUUCCCUCAACAUCAGCGUACCACCCAGGCAUUGUAUGCAGUAGUAGAUACACCCACUGGAGGCAAACAUUGUGUCCGUGUAUUUUCUGAAAAUAUUUUGACAAUCAGCUAUUAACAUGCCUGAAAAAUGCCUCUCAUCAGUGCAUCUUCUUUUGUUUUUAUGCUCGCUGUUGCAUCACAUCAUCUUACUUCCUUUCUGAUGGUAGCUUUCAGUAUUUUUCAUCUGUUAUUCUCAGUUUUCUAUUUUUUUCUCCCCUCUCUUCCUAUAUUGUCUACUUUUGACCCACUAUAAUGUCACUGCUUCAUCAUCUUCCCCAGUUUGCCCUAAUUCCCCACAGUGAAUGUAGUCAGAAGCAUGUGGGGAGGUAGUUUGGGUUCCUGAGUUCGACCUCUGGCUCUGUUGCUGUGUGACCUGUAGUGAAAUCUGUGCUUUUUUCUCCUUUUUUUUUUUCCUUUUCUGUAUUUCAUUUCACUUAGUGAAGGCCAAAUGGACAGUCUCUUGCAUCUCUCACUGCUUUUUAUGGGAGCUGGGUACAUGCACUGGGGUUUGAAUUUGGCACUUGAAAGGCAGCCAAGACAUGCUGUAUUUCAUUUUUUAAACAUGAUGAAAAGUAAAUGCUUCUACAGAGUUUAGUGUAUCAAGUUUCACCUAGUUAAGAGAAUCUGCUAAUCUUUGAUGGAAGCCUUUGUCAGAUGCUCAUGCAUUACAGUGAUAUACGUACAGUGUAAAUUGUUAGAAGGAAGGCUUGUUAAGUGUGGACACAGAACUGGUGAAUACUUUUGAUGUUCUGAUCUGUAACACGUUUUUGUUCCAGUUACACCUGUUCGAGCCAUGUCAACUGGGACAAAUCUUGGAUUUUGGAACUAUAUAUGCAGCUAAAAAUAACAUUAACCUGAGAGCUACAUGUGUGUGCUGAUCUGCACAUCUGCCCAUGUACCUAACAGAGUUAAUAACUGUAUUUACUGUAAAUAAGCCUUUGAAAUACAUAUUAAAAAGCUAUUUUUAAAAUAAAA
This is a messenger RNA of Phalacrocorax carbo (great cormorant), 3431 nucleotides long. The record is from RefSeq and is a predicted model, not a curated record. Lineage: Eukaryota; Metazoa; Chordata; Aves; Suliformes; Phalacrocoracidae.